Molecule: messenger RNA, 1491 nt
Organism: Rhizophagus irregularis DAOM 181602=DAOM 197198
Lineage: Eukaryota; Fungi; Glomeromycota; Glomeromycetes; Glomerales; Glomeraceae
Source: RefSeq, a predicted model, not a curated record
AUGGCAUGCUCAAAAGUAUUAUUAGGAAAUUUACCCGAAUUAACAGAAGAUAUUAUUCAAUAUUUUCGAGAUGACAUUUCAACAUUACAUUCAUGUAUUUUAGUUAAUAAAUUUUGGUGUCAAAUUACGAUUCCAUUAUUAUGGAAAGAUCCAUUUUCAAUGAAAAAUCCUAAAAAUCUUCAUUUUAUUGAAAUUUAUUUACAAAAAAUAAAUGAGAAAGACAAAGAACAAUUAAAUAGAUGUGGAAUUAAUAAUAAUGUAUUUCCUUCAAAAACAUUAUUUAAUUAUUCCUAUUUUAUUAAAUUAUUUAUUGAAAAUGAAGUUAAAUUAAAAACUUUUGAAAUUGAAAUUUCUUAUAAUUACCUUAUGAAUAAAAGAAAUUUUAAUAAGAUUUUUAGAUUAAUCUUACAAAAUCCAAAAUUCAUUAGUAAUAUAAAAAAUUUGAAACUUCAUUUUGAUAAAGAAAUUGUAAAAUAUAAAUUUGAUUAUAAUUUUUUAAAAUGUUUUUAUCAUCAUUGUAAUUUAAUUUCAUCACUUCAUAUUAGAUUUUCAGAAUAUGAAAGUUUUAGAAAUAACCAUAUUACAAUUGAAAACCAAUUAUCACAAAUUAUUAAUUCACAAAAAAAUCUUGAAAAAAUUAUUUUUAAACUUGAUAAUUCUACAAGUACAAAUAAUAAUAUAUCAUUAUAUAACAUCAUAGAAUCUAUUCAUAUACUUGAGUGUCUUAUUUUUAAUUCUAAUUUUAUUCAACAAAUCAUUGAUCUUAACAAAUUUAAAUUAACAUCUUUAUUUAUAAGGGAUGAAACUACGAGGGACAAAAAUUUACAAAUUGAAUUAAUGCAAUUAUUAUUUCAAAAAUUUGGGGAAUAUUUAGAAAAUAUUGGAUUUGGCUCAUAUGUAGAUGAUGUACUAAAAUAUAGAGCAUUAGAAUUUAUUAAUAAUUAUUGUAAGAAAAUUAAAUUUUUUGAUACAUGCAGUAUAUCUAGUGUUAAGAAAGUUCAUAUUGCAUUAGAUUCAGUCGGACAAAACCUUAAUUAUUUUUCCAUAUAUAUUUUUUAUAAUCAUGAUGAAAAUUAUAAACUUACAAUGGAAAUGAUUUUAAGAUUAGCACAUGUACUUCCUUGUAAGUUAGAAUAUUUGAAUUUAAGUUUUACUGGUACUCCGAUUAGAAAAAAUAUUUGGGAAGUAUUUUUUAAAAGUUUAGGACAUAUUUUUAUUAAGAAAUUAUUAUUCAGAAUUAAUAAUUUAUUUGAUCAUAUUUUACCAUAUAUAAAAGAAUAUAUUAUGAAAGAAAAAAGGGUUGAAUAUUUAGCUAUUGAAGCACAUAUAGAAAUCCAAGUAGGAAGUGGCACAUAUAAUAUAUAUCGGCAUAAUAAAGAGUUGUUUACUAUGACAGAUGAAUUGAAGGAAUUUGAAUCAUAUAAUAUUAAAGUUAGGGAAUAUAGUGAUUUAUGUAUUAGAGCCUAUGAAUUUAUAGAUGAGAUGUAUUAG